Messenger RNA from Aureobasidium pullulans EXF-150, 1662 nucleotides. RefSeq lists its product as uncharacterized. Gene Ontology annotation, molecular function: metal ion binding. Bases 1 to 1662 code for a protein of 553 amino acids. NCBI's taxonomy places the organism in Eukaryota, Fungi, Ascomycota, Dothideomycetes, Dothideales, Saccotheciaceae. The transcript has 2 exons. The record is from RefSeq and is a predicted model, not a curated record.
AUGAACGGAUUCUCAUUCCCGCCGCCGCCUCCACCUCCGCCAAAAGCAGCAUCAUCAUCACAGCCAGAGGCAACCAAUCAAUUUAACAAUCGCGGAGGUAGAGGCGGUAGAGGCGGUCGUGGAGGCCGUGGUUCAUCCAGAGGACGAGGCGGUGCACCUCAGCGCGGUGGAGGUAGUUUCCAACAGCAGAACAAUCAUCAAUCUGGCUACGGCCAACAAAAUACUGGCAACUACCAACCGAGUUAUGGCAACCAACAGCAACAAUAUCAAGCUCCUCAGCAGUACCAAAAUGCUCAACAAUACCAGGUCCCGCAACAGUAUCAGCCCCCUCAGCAAUAUCAAGCUCCUCCUGGAUCAUAUGUAAACCCUGCUUUUAGUGGAAUGCAGGCUCAGACGUACCCUCAACCUCAAGUCUCUCAAUAUGGACAGCAACCUGUAUACUCUGCUGGACCAAGUGACUUCUCACCCUAUGGCAAUUCUGGUAACGCCAACUCACCACCGGGAGCAAAGCGAACACGAGAACAAGCAUUUGGCCAAUCAAACAGAGGACAUCCGAUGAAGAAGCCACCAAGUGCGCCAAAAGUUCAGGUCGCCCCUGCGAUUCCCAGUUUUGGUGCUCCGAUCCUACCACAAAAGCCUCCUGCUCCAAUUUUAUCCGGUGGAGGUCUCAAGCAACGACCUUCGACUGGACUAGGACUUAUUCCGAAGGACUACGCAUCACCCGAAAACUCCGACGAGGAUGAUGAUGAGGGAGAAGAGGAAGACGUCGAUGAAGAAGCUGCCCUAAGCGCUCUGCAAGAUGGACCACUGAGUUUUGAAUUCAAUGGCGAACUAUCAACGCUAGGUUCGGCAGCAGAUAUCGCCGAAUGGAUUGCAGAGCGUAGGAAGCGUUGGCCAAGUAAACGCAGAGUAGAAGAGAAAGAGCAAGAGGUGCUUUCACGUAUGGAGGAGCGUAGACGUAUUGAGCAAGAGACCAGAGCGGCCAUUGCCAGUGCUUCAGGUGGAGAAUAUCAGCCUGUAGUCAGGGAAGAUCGUCAACCAAGGCAGAUGAGAAAACCCGCUACUGAACGACAAGCAAGACAGAGAGACGACUCGACAUUGGAGGACACACAAAAGGAGCUCGCAGUGCAGAUGCAGAAAGUUGAAGAGCUGCAGAAACUCCUAGCAGAAAAGGGACAGGCACCAAUCCUCGCCGAAACCUCAGAGCAAGCUGUUGAUGCUUCACACCAGCGAACCGAAACCAUGAACCUCGACCAAGCACCCACAAAUCAACCAGACCAGAACGCCCCUACAGAAGCAACAUCUCCCUUCCUCGACCACUACUCAGACUCCGACAGCGACGCCGCACCCGAACAAACAUCCUCCAAACUCUCGCACCCAAUCCGCGUCCCACCACCAACCCAAUCCCUAAAAGCACACCCAAAACCCCCCCAAGCAGAAGCAAAACCCUGCGUCAGUUUCGCAAACCAAGGCAGAUGUAAAUUUGGAAACAAGUGUAGGUAUAAGCAUGAUGCUUCCUCUGCACAGGAGAAGGGAAAGAGAAAGACGUUGUUUCAAAGGCUUGUUGAGCAGGAGAUGGAUGAGGAGAAUAAGCUUGCGUUGCAGGCGAUCAAGUACUUGGGUGGUGUUGGGUUCUUCAGUAAGCAUGUGGGUUCUACGUGA